This is a messenger RNA of Aspergillus aculeatinus CBS 121060, 1393 nucleotides long. RefSeq names its product sterigmatocystin 8-O-methyltransferase. The record is from RefSeq and is a predicted model, not a curated record. The transcript is spliced from 3 exons. The coding region runs from base 139 to 1362 and encodes 407 amino acids. NCBI's taxonomy places the organism in Eukaryota, Fungi, Ascomycota, Eurotiomycetes, Eurotiales, Aspergillaceae. Gene Ontology annotation, molecular function: O-methyltransferase activity.
CCUUUGAGACCCCGGAUCGCAAGAGAAUCUUGCAAUGUGACAUCAAGAAUUCAUAAUAAACCCACCACUACCACCACUACCACUACUCCUACUCUCUUUCUCUGGCUAUCUCGAUUGUAACCCGUCUGGAAAACAAUCAUGCCUUCUACAAACGGCCACACCGCGAACGAGGAAUCCCUAAGUCUCAUCUCCCAGCUGCAAGCCCUCGCAUCGAGGCUCAGCAACCCUAAUGAUCUCGACGCCCGCAAACAGUGCCUGCAGCUCAGCAAAUCCCUCACCGUGGAACUGGAACAGCCCGAGAACAUCGCCGUGGACAUGGCCUUUGCGCCCAUGGUCGCCACCAGCGCUCGCAUCGCCGUGGACCUGAAUCUCUUCGCGCACAUCGUCCAGGCGAACGAACCCAUCACCGCCGCGAGACUGGCCGUGCUUUCCGGUGCGGAAGAACUGUUGAUCGUCCGCCUCCUCCGCCUCCUCUCGGCCGUCCACUUCGUCCGCGAAGUCGCGCCGCAGACCUGGACCGCCAGCCGCAUCACGCACACCAUGGCGACGGAGGAGAUCGCGGCGGGCCACCGCAUGGUCUCGCGGCUGAUCGUGCCCGCCAUGCAGAGCGCGCCGGCCUACUUCCACGCGCGCGGAUACACCUGCCCCUUCGACCCGACCGACGGGCUGAUGCAGUACGCCUUCGGCACGAAGCAGACGACCUUCGACCGCAUCGCCGGCGACCCGGCCCUCCUCCGCGACUUCAACACCUUCAUGGGCAACACCAUGGGCGCCCGGAAGUACUGGGUCGAUUGGUACCCCGUGCAGGACCGGAUCCUGGAUGGCUGUGCGGCUGACAAAAGCCAGACGUUGCUGGUGGAUGUCAGCGCGGGCAAGGGACAUGACCUGCUGGCCUUCCGGGCCAGGUUCCCCCAGGCCCGGGGGCGACUGGUGCUGGAGGAUCUGCCCGCGGUCAUUGAUGGGUUGAGUGAGUUGGAUGUCGAUCGUGCCAUUGAGAAGGUUUCAUAUGAUUUCUUCACCGCGCAGCCGGUGGUCGGCGCCCGCGUCUACUUCUACCACCAUAUCCUCCACGAUUGGUCCGACCCUUACUGCCGCCGGAUUUUGGACAAGGUGGCCGCGGCCAUGACCCCGGGGUUCUCGAAGCUGCUCGUGCACGAGAUCAUCGUCGCAGACGAAAAGGCCGCUCAAUUCCAGGCCCAGUUUGAUAUGACGAUGAUGGCGUUCAACUCGGGGAUCGAGCGCACUCGCCCGCAGUGGCAGGCCCUGCUGGAGUCGGCCGGCCUGACGGUGGUCGGGGUCUGGGAUUCCGUCGAUGAGGGCGGCGAUGGGAUCGUGGAGGCGAUGAAGUUACUUGAAUCCUGAGUCUUGACUGGCUACGUGCAGAUGACUUGGA